CUGCUUUUAACCCUUUCCUGCAUAAUGUUGUUGCUCAACAACAAUCUUUGGAAAAGUUGCUGUCGCUGCGCAGGAGACUAGAUUUGUCUGAAAACCAUGUGGUCUGAUUUGCCACAGGUAGUCUAUAUGAAAAGUUAAUAAAACCUUUAUUCUGGCGUUUUACAUGAAGUAUUGGUUUAGUUGAAGUUUUGGCCUAAACUGAUUUCAGAAGGUGUCAACAGCCCAGGUUACAAACAGUCUCUGUACUAAGAUAAACAAGGUUCAAUUUGCAAGAUGGCAAAGAGCAUACCAACCACUUCGUUUUAUGGAAGCAGGAGAACAACAAUUCGAAUAACGAAUCAUGGGGUUGAGGAAAAAGAAGCAAAUUUGGGAAUUAUUGUCCCUGAUGCUUUUAACAGUGAUAUAGAAGAUGAAGAGAGUGAUGAAAAUGAGAACAAUGAUGUCAUUAUCAGAGGAGACAUGAAUAUCAGUAAUGAUGAUGAUGGUGAAGACAGUGAUGAUUGUGAUGAUUAUCAUUAUGAUGUUAAUGAACAUGGAGAGAACAAUGUUUUCAGCUUCCCAGAGAACCCAGUUCCUGAUAUUGUAGUCAAUACCACACCAGAAGGCACAUCAGUUACCAGAAAAUCAGCUACAAAAAGCAAAGCAACCAUGAAAAUCCCAAUGCCAAGAUGGCGCAAGAGGGAAGCUGCCGUGGUUAACAGUGUGUUCUGUGGAGAACCUCUACCAAGUCCACCCAAUGAAGUUUUGACACCAAUAGAAUACUUCAAAAACUUUUUUGAUGAUCAGCUGAUAGGUCACAUAUCUGAGCAGACAAACCUGUACUCUGUGCAAAAAAAUGGACGUCAGUUGCUACAACAGCUGAUGAGAUAGAGCAAUAUAUUGGUAUACUUCUGCUUAUGGGUAUUUACAAAAUCCCUCAGUAUAGAAUGUACUGGUCAAGAGAACUGAACAUUUCCAGCAUUUCAGAAACAAUGCCUGUAAACCGCUUUGACAAAAUCAAAAGCUUUUUUCAUUGCAAUGACAACUCAAAAAAUGUGCAGAGAAGUCACCCAGAGUUUGACAAACUCUUCAAAGUAAGGCCAGUGAUAGAUUCUGUUCAAAAUAAAUGUAGGAAGGUUCCACAAGAGGAAAAGCACUCUAUUGAUGAACAGAUCAUUCCUACAAAGGGCAGGUCUCCAAUAAGGCAGUAUAUUCCCAACAAGCCACAUAAAUGGGGAAUAAAGGUUUGGGCACGCUGUGGAGUCAGUGGCAUUGUUUAUGAUUUUGAUGUUUACACUGGUGCUUCUCCAAAUGGGAAUCUAGAUGAGUCAUUGCAAAAUUUUGGCGUUGGUGGUAAUGUGGUGGCUCGCCUAUCAUCAACGCUGCAAAGAAAUGUUGGCUACAAGCUUUAUUUUGAUAAUUACUUCUCUUCCGUCGCACUGAUGCAGUAUCUUCAAAAGGAAAGGAUCUGGGCUGUAGCAACAAUACGGCAGACAGACUGAAAGGUGCAGAGAAAGUCCUAGAAGACAAAAAAAGCUUGAGCAAGAAGGGAAGAGGGUCCAGUGACUGGUGUGUUGAUGCCAACAGUAAUGUUGUGAUUGUUCGUUGGAUGGACAAUGGAGUUGUUCAAUUAAUUUCAAAUUACAUUGGCAAAGAUGAUGGUUCCAAGGCUCAAAGGUGGUCAGCUAGAGAAAAGAAGUUUAUAACUAUAUCUCGACCUCUGAUGGUUGAAGAGUAUAACUUGC
Messenger RNA from Rhopilema esculentum, 1724 nucleotides. Lineage: Eukaryota; Metazoa; Cnidaria; Scyphozoa; Rhizostomeae; Rhizostomatidae. The record is from RefSeq and is a predicted model, not a curated record.